AUGUGGGACAUCGACCGCCAUGCCGCUCUCACAAGUGACGUCGCCGAGCCAUCGAACUUGCACUUUCCGAACUCCUGCUAUCGCCCGGCAGUGAAACCCUACAGGGUGGAGGACUUCACUGACUGGCCGGCUCUGAAGCAGAAGGCCUGGGAGUUCGUGGAUGCUCCCUAUCAGGGAGCCGAGUCCUUGGACUUCAUCUGUCCUUCCUGGUGGAAUGCCACUGGCUGCGAGUGCGAUUGCGGAGAUUGCUCGGUCCUCUUCGGGCAAUGCCCUGUUGGCUUCAUGCUCUUCAGGUCUUUGUCGCUGAUCUGCGGUGCGAAGGACAACAAGAACCAACGCUGGCACGAGCUGGUCAAGAAGAAAUGGGGGCGAGGUCUUCUGGAGCUGGCAAAGCUUCGACUGGGAUUUGCCGACAUCAUCGAGUCCGGCUGGCGCCGCCCAUGA
This is a messenger RNA of Symbiodinium natans, 444 nucleotides long. The record is from the annotation of a GenBank genome assembly. Lineage: Eukaryota; Dinophyceae; Suessiales; Symbiodiniaceae.